This is a messenger RNA of Nicrophorus vespilloides, 1458 nucleotides long. RefSeq names its product WAS protein family homolog 1 (gene wash). Bases 122 to 1393 code for a protein of 423 amino acids. The record is from RefSeq and is a predicted model, not a curated record. NCBI's taxonomy places the organism in Eukaryota, Metazoa, Arthropoda, Insecta, Coleoptera, Silphidae. Gene Ontology annotation, molecular function: gamma-tubulin binding; actin binding; alpha-tubulin binding. Gene Ontology annotation, biological process: Arp2/3 complex-mediated actin nucleation; retrograde transport, endosome to Golgi; endocytic recycling. Gene Ontology annotation, cellular component: recycling endosome; early endosome; WASH complex. The transcript is spliced from 2 exons.
UACCUAAAAUAUAGUAUGUGUAUAGAAAAAAAUAUUUCUUUUGAAAUAUACAAUUAGAACUACCAAUUGUCAUAACACUUGUAUCUAAUGUUGUGAUGUGUUGCUGCUACUAAUUAUCAAAAUGCAACCUCAAUAUGAAGUGCCUUUAAUUCCUCAAAAUCUCAGAGGAGAGGAAAACAUUAUUCAAACUGCAGAGGCUAUAAAUUAUCUAAGUGAUGUUACCACAGAUAUAUUUAACCGUGUCCAAGAGAGGAUUGAAUUAUACAAGAAAAGAAUAGAUGAUAUUACUACCAGAAUAAAUACAUCAAGUGGUAAGUUGGAUAGGCUGACUGGUGCUAAGAAAGCUACCCAGGUAUUCUCCAGCAGCAAAUAUCCAGCUGCAGAUAUUAACACCACAUACAAGUCAAUAUUUAGCUCUGGUAAGCCAUUACCUAUAAAGAAAUUUGCACAUCAAUAUAAGAAUCUUCAAAUCAAGGAUGAGCCUCAUGAUACAUUGCAAUUAUAUCAUGUUAAGGUGCAAGAUAGUAAUAAUAAAGAGAUUUUAGUUGGUCUGGGACCAGCUCCUAAGGAUAUAGAUGCUGUAAAUGAUAUGCUUUUAUAUAACACUGGCAAAAACUUGUAUAGUAAUUAUGUACAUUCUGAUAGUCUUAUUAUGAACAAGUCAUGCAAGGAAGAGGAUAUUAAGGAUGUUUCUGAUAUUGGCGCUGCUCCACAUUCUAUAGCUGACAAGAAGAGCAUUCACAAACCUAUUGGAGAAACGUUCUUCUACUCACCAGAUUUAGGAAAUGUCCCAACGAUAAAUGUUCCUUUGGAUCUACCUGAUUUACCCGGUAUAGCAGACGAUCUUCGAUACGAAACUGAAUCUGAUCCCAGUAUAGCUCCUUCGAUAGCAACAACUCCUAAUGUACCAGAUUUGCCAGCGAUAGUUCAUGAGGACAUUGUUUUACCGAAGAUCGAAGAAAGCGUUGUGGAGAAGCAUAUCGAGGAACCGAAACAAAUUGAAUUACCGCCUGUGGUAACGCCGGAAGUGAUUGAACAGCCAAAAGUUGUUGAGAAAGUGGAACCACCUAAAGAAACGGUUAAGAAAACACGUCCUGAUUCUGAUGCCAGAGCUAGUUUAAUGGAAGCUAUCAGACAGGCAGGAGGAACCAAGAAAUUGCGGCAAGCUGUGGAUGUUGAAAAGUCGUCAAAUACGGCCGCUCCGUCUGGGGGCGACUUGAUGGCUGAUCUUCAUGCGAAGUUGUCAAUGAGGAGGAAAGGUAUCUCUGGUAAUAAACCUGCUGAAGAUUUGGGUGCAUCGUCAGUGUUAAAUAAACUUUCUGCUAUGAUUCCUCCGCCUCUUGUUAAUGACGAUUCGUCUAAUCGUAAUUCCGACGACGAAUGGGAAGACUGAAGAUAUUUCAUAUAUAUUACAUUCGAAUAAUUUAAGUCAUAUAUAAAUACAAUCGUUUAAUAUCA